GCAGGGAAAGAGGUGCAUCAGCAACGCCACCGUUCCUCCUCCCUGCCUCUGCCUCUAUGAGGGAUUUAAAGUUCGACAAGCGGAAGAUAUUUGCUCUCAGACUUUGUAGAGACGCCAGUCGCUUUAUCACUGCGUAUCCUCUGCUGGCAGGAGUUAUCCGAACUAUUCUCUAAUAGACUUACCAAAAUAUUCAUUAGCUACAGUUACAGCUGCUAUCUAGGUACAUUUAUAGUCACACUUCCGCCUGAAAUCUAAUGCAAUGAUACACAUGUAUAUUUUCCUUUUAAAGAUGUCCAUCAUAUUUCAGACCCUGGGAGAAUUCACUGAAGGCUCUGCCUCCAGCUACAAUGACAAUAAUGAAGUGCAUGAGGAGGAGACUUACUAUACCCCCGAGUUAGAUUACAAACAUCCACAGUGGUGUCACAUACUUAAACUGUCUCAUGGGGAGGUAUCUUGCUCUUCCCCCCGAGGUGGACGCCACCAUAGCACACUUGGAACUCGCUGUUCGCUCUCCUGUGAUCGAGGAUAUAAACUAUUAGGACGCUCAUCUGUCCAAUGCAUGCCCAUCCGCCGCUGGUCUGGAACUGCUGUCUGCCGGAGGGUGCGUUGCCACGUUUUGCCUCUGGUUGACCAUGGUACGUACAGUUGUACCCGUGGCUUUGUGGUAGACUCCAGGUGCGACUACACCUGCUUUGAAGGCUACCAGAUUGAGGGAGAUCAGUAUCGUAUAUGCCAAGAAGAGGGAAAAUGGAGUGGCACAGAACCCACCUGUACAGAUCAUGACCCACCCAAACUGAAAUGUCCUUUGUCCAGAGUGAAGAUAGCAGAAACUGGAAAGCUAACUGCCACAGUGUCCUGGGAACGCCCUGUUGCUAAGGAUACUGCUGACAGAUCGCCGCAGGUCUUGAGAAAUGGACUAGAAUCUGGAUCAGACUUUCCAGAAGGAAUCCAUGUUAUUCGAUAUAAAGCCUACGACCAGGCACGCAACACAGCAACCUGCAAUUUUACAGUGCAUGUUGAAGUGAGACGAUGUCCAAAGUUAAAACCUCCUCUGCAUGGCUAUCUGACCUGCUCAUCUGAUGACAAUAAUUAUGGGGCUGUAUGUGAAAAUCACUGUGAACCUGGAUAUGAGAGGAUGGGGUUUGCAACUCGCGUCUGUCAGCUCAACCGUAGCUGGUCUGAUGAAGCAGCUGAGUGUGUUUCAAUGAACAUAAAAACAGAUGUCAGGUCUGCAGGUGCUCUGCUUGACCAGUUUUAUGAAAAAAGACGGCUACUGGUUGUGUCUACUCCAUAUAAUGCUAACCAACGCUACAAGCUUCAAAACGUUUUGCUGCAGAAGGCUGAGUGUGGUCUGGAUCUGCGACAUGUGACUGUGAUCGAGCUGUUAGGAACUCCUCCUCGAGCAGUGGGUCGCAUCAAAGAAAAACGACUAGAGUCUGAGGUCGUAGAGGGUCUUAGACAGGCACUUUAUAUCUCUACAGCAUAUUUCACUAUGGUGCUGGUAGACGAAUAUGGUGUGGAUCGGGAGCGCUUUGUUAACCCUACCACCUCAGAUGAACUGUAUACGUACAUAGAGGAGUAUCUCCUUACAGAAGAGCAACGGGAGAGACUGGAGAUGAACAGAGACUUCUGUGACUAACUUAUCUCAG
Messenger RNA from Triplophysa rosa, 1649 nucleotides. It is a transcript of the gene srpx2, whose product is annotated as sushi-repeat containing protein X-linked 2. NCBI's taxonomy places the organism in Eukaryota, Metazoa, Chordata, Actinopteri, Cypriniformes, Nemacheilidae. The record is from RefSeq and is a predicted model, not a curated record. Bases 260 to 1639 code for a protein of 459 amino acids. The transcript is spliced from 10 exons.